Molecule: messenger RNA, 3040 nt
Organism: Phialemonium atrogriseum
Lineage: Eukaryota; Fungi; Ascomycota; Sordariomycetes; Cephalothecales; Cephalothecaceae
Exons: 3
Coding region: 1-2547 (848 amino acids)
Source: RefSeq, a predicted model, not a curated record
AUGCUUUUCCUCGACUCUCGUCGCCACCUAGCGGCGUCUACCCCAUCUCUCUGCUUUCCUAAGCCUCAAGGUAACCGGCGUCUCGCCAACUGGGUAUCCAGGAGCUCGCCCGACAUCAUGAGCUCUCCAAGCAUGUCAGACGAAAACAGCUUGGCCGAGUCGGCUUACGAGCUCAUCAACAGCACCGAUGGGGAGAGCCAGGAUGGCCGGUUGGCUGAGUCCGUCAGCUCACUCGACUAUCCCCGCACUGAUGACGUCCAGAGCCUCAACGGCUCCUCGGUCGGCUAUCAGAGCGAUACAGAUGAUGAGGCAGAGCAACAGUCGUCUAGUUCCUCUAUCAGAUACGCCAACGAGGCUCUCCAGAACCCUUCAACCCCACCUCCCACGAUUGGCCUCCAGUAUCCACCACCGGCCCAACAGGCGAAACUACCACAAUCUAUCGAGUUCUUCGAGGGGGACGAGGAGAAAGAUGGGCCCCUCUUCCUCGGGAAGAUAUCGGUGAAGCAUACGAUCCGAGAGUUCACUGAGGAGGAAACGGCGACUAUUGCGGAAGUCAUGAAUAUGUCUGAGGCCCCAAAACGUCUGGUCGCAACUAUUCGGCAGACCAUGUCACUUGACUUCCUCUCCACUCGAGAGCCACUCCGAGUCGUGUAUACUGGCAGCCAGAUGGCACGAAUGGAUAUCAUCUACAAGAUAUCCUCGGCUAUCUGCGCAUCAGUGGCCGAUGGCGGCAGCGACAAAGCUAUCAACCAAAGCACCGAAGGAGUAUUUAACAUAUUCCCCAUCUCCGACUUUGGUUCAAACAAGCUGCCUGAUGUCCACCUACUAGAGAGCUCUGGACGCCAGAUCAGGGUCGAGGAUUGCACUUCCGCCAAGGAAAUCAUCAUCGAGGGAGGAUCAUUCCCCGGAGAUACCGUGUACUCCCUCACCGUCGACGGGGACAAGACGUACAGGUCCCUGUUCUCCCCCAGCGGUUCCACCAUUCAACCGAGGUGGACCACUCUACCUCACAUCGCCAUAUUUUUCUGCACAGAGAACGAUGACAAGCAUGCUCAGAAUACGAGGGACGUGGCAUGGAAGUUCAUGAACCGACACGGCAUUCCAUCGAUCUUCAUCUCCAAUGAUCAGCCCUUCACGAGAGCCCCCGCGGAACAGUGGAGGGACAUUGUGGACCAGCAUGCUGUCCACUUGUGCCUCGAGUCACGAAACCCAGAGCGGCCUGACCUUUCCCAGCGGCUUCCCAUCGAUCUGCCGUCGUUCCUCAACAUUGACGCACGUCAGAUGAAUCGUAACUUGACAUAUUUGACUGGCCUCAUCGAGCAUCCGGACCUAACUCGUUCCGAAGAGACAGUCACCUCGCUAGUCCUGCCAGGAGAAAGGUCCUACGCAGAUGUACUCGUGCCUGAGCCUUUGACCUUCCUCUGCACAGCCCGACGAGUCGUCAGAGAGUAUAUUGAGAAGAACCCCCAGCUCAUUCCCCUGGCUACCAUAAUCCUCGGAAGUAUAAUCGCCAUGCUUCUCGCGGUCCUGGCAUCCGCUAUACAUUUCUCUCCUCUGCAAGGUACCACGAUAUCGACAGUUUCGCCCGGCUUUGUGCCCACUGUCACCUCCGUGGUGGCAACGAGAGCUCCUUCAACGGCGACAACCACCGUGGUGAUCAACAUCACAUCGACGAAGACGGUCAAAAUAUUCAAACCGGAGGCCUCAGCUAGUACCUUGGCCUCGGUGUUAUCUUUUGCCGGGUUUCUCUCCGACAAAGCAUCAAGCAGCGUUACCGAUGCUGAGACCAAGAUGCCCGUCUGCUCGGCCGAACGAUAUAGCAACACCGAGAUUCUGGUCAAAGUUCCACCUGGAAGCAAAACGUCGUGGGUCGCAAGGGGAGCAAUCGAUAUUGACGUGUAUCGAGGGGAGGAUGCUGUCAAGACCAAGAUCUCGUCCACCGAUGAGGGAAUCCUCGUCGAGAUUAACAAGAAGGAUGCCUAUGGAGUCCUGAAUCUCUCCGUCGUCACCACCAAGAAGCCCAAGAUUAACGAGACGUUCGAAAUCAACUUUGGCAAACCAAGCGUCGUGGAGGCUUUCGGGGCAAGCGUGCGUAUCUUGCAUGACAUUGCUAGUGAGGUCGCCAACGCUGCCGAUGAGGCGGGCCAUUACCUGUCUAGCCUUGCGGAAGCGGCCGACAUCACGGGAGCUGCUAAAGCUGCGCAGGGCUAUUCACAGAAGCUGGGAGAGUCACUCAACCUCGACAACGCAGCCCGGCUUCUAAAGGAUGCCCAGAAGCAAUUAUUUGGACAGCUUGUGUCACCAGACAAUUUUCGCGAGGACAUCGACUUCAGCAUCCUGAAGGCACAGGUUGCGUCGAAACUGUGGUGGCUCAAGGUUCAAGGCAAGACGGAGGAGCGCGCCGAAUACGAGCGCAACGCGGCGCAAUAUCUCCGAUCGAGACACCGGGAGAUGAUCCAAAACCGGAAGGCCAGAUCUCGGGACUCGUCUCGGGAGGAGAGCCAUCAGUCCAAGGACGGUAUUUGGAAGAGGAUGGUUGUCGGCUGAGAGCAGUGUUUUUAUUAUCUUUUUUUCUUCUUUUCUUUCCUUUUUUUUCUGACAAUUUCCUGCCCCCUUUUUAUGGGUGGACGGACGGGAGGCGACAACGGCCAAGGCGGUUUGAUAACAGGAAUAUCACUCUAGGAACAAGGGUGCUGGGGAUCUGGACCGGAGUUGAGUGGCUUGCUUGCUUUGUGAGGGGACGGAUUACAUGUCAUAUCCUCAUUCCCGAGAUAAUCCUCCACUAUCUCUAUUCUAUGCAUUUCUCGCAUUGCGUUAAGGACAACUACCUUAGGUACUCAUAUGCACCGCAUCCAACAGGUGAAGGGUUGAAUUGCCACAACUAAGGGGCCAGUGCCGUACGUAGACGGAGGAUAUCCUGAGGGAGAUGAUAAUUGCAGUGUUGACAUGUCUAGUGAGUUUGCAGCUCUUCCACUUUCUGUGCCUAUGUUAAGGGCUCUACUACAAAUUCCAUUGGGACGAAGGAGAAAAGUGGAAGAGA